Messenger RNA from Trifolium pratense (red clover), 663 nucleotides. RefSeq names its product norbelladine synthase-like. The transcript has 2 exons. Gene Ontology annotation, biological process: defense response; abscisic acid-activated signaling pathway. NCBI's taxonomy places the organism in Eukaryota, Viridiplantae, Streptophyta, Magnoliopsida, Fabales, Fabaceae. Gene Ontology annotation, cellular component: nucleus; cytoplasm. The coding region runs from base 66 to 554 and encodes 162 amino acids. The record is from RefSeq and is a predicted model, not a curated record. Gene Ontology annotation, molecular function: abscisic acid binding; protein phosphatase inhibitor activity; signaling receptor activity.
UUAAUUGAUAUAUAAGUAACACUUUUCACACUUAAAUUCACAAGUUUUUGUGGAAAAGAGAGAAGAUGGCAGCUGGUCAACUUGAGCAUGAGUUAGAGCUGCAUGUACCAGCUAGUGAGGCAUGGGAACUCUUUGGCACCCUUGGUAUUGGAAAAUUGGUUGUGGAAGAGAUGCCUCAAUCGUUUCAGAAGGUGGAGCUAAUUGAAGGAGAUGGAGGACUUGGAACUAUUCUCAAACUCACAUUCACUCCAGGUGUACCUGGGCCAGCUGGUUACAGUGAGAAGUUCACCAAGAUUGAUCAUAAAAACCGCAUAAAAGAAACAGAGGUAGUUGAAGGUGGAUAUUUGGUGUUUGGCUUCACACUAUUUAGAGUUCGCUUUGAAGUGAUAGAGAAAGGUGAAGAUUCAAGCAUAAUCAAAUCUACAAUAGAGUAUGAAGUCAAAGAAGAGUAUGCAGCCAAUGCCUCACUUGUUUCAAUCCAAACAUUGGUAAACAUUGUAGAAGUUGCAAAGAAUUACCUCAACAGAAACAAGACUGCAAAAGAAGUGAAGUAGUCAUCUCCAUCUUUUACUUCAAAAUAAAAAUUGUUGAAGGGAAAACUAAGUGUCUUGUGACAUUUCCUAGUUCAUGAAUAAAAUGAUGAAAUUGUUUCUUUGCUUCCAA